ACAGCGGACAUCCGCAGGUAGAACACGAAAAACACCCCCCAACAAGUUUAGAACUCCAAUUGACAACUACCGGAGCUAUGGCAGCCGGUAACUAAUUUCCCUUCCUUAUUUAUUUCAUCUCAAUGGCUAACCAAUCACUCUACUGACGCAGAACAAAGAAGACUGCUCGAGCAGGUAAGUUUUUUUUUGUUUUUUUGGCUCCCCCGUCCAUUCAUCGCAUGCUAGCUUACCAACGAACACCAGUUAAUGGGCACGCCCAAUCAAACCAACUCCUCUGUCCCAUUCACUGAUCCCUCUGUCUGCCGCAGCUUCCUGGUGGGCACGUGUCCGCACGACCUCUUCACAAACACGAAGCAAGAUCUGGGCCCGUGCAAGAAGACGCACCUGGAAUCCCACAAGGCGGAAUACGAGCGCGAGCGCGCCAACAAGGCGUCCAAGGAUCUCGGCUACGAAUACGACUACCAGCGCGACCUGCAGCGCUACAUCGACGAGUGCAAUCGUCGGAUCGACGCCGCGCAGCGACGAUUGGACAAGACGCCGGAUGAGAUCACGAAGACAAAUUCGCUCUUGAAGGGGAUUGCGGACUUAGAUGGUAGCAUUAGCUCCGGAUUACAGGAGGUGGAGGUGCUCGGUGAGACGGGCGCAAUCGGUCGCGCACUUGACGAGUGGCAUAAAGUUAAGGUUGCAAAGAUGGAGAAGGAGGGGAAGGAGAAGGAGUUGAAGUUGCUCAGUGAUAGUGCUGGACCCUCUGGCCACCAGAAGUUGCAGGUUUGCGAUGUGUGUGGGGCCUACUUGUCUAGGUUGGAUAACGAUAGGAGGUUGGCGGAUCACUUUUACGGCAAGGUAAGAGGGUUUUCUCCUUUGAGUUAUUCUCUCGCCGUUUCCGUUUCCUUUCAUUUCGCUUUGUUUUUUCUCCUUCACUGCUGAUUUGCGGUGUGUGUGACAAUAGAUGCACCUUGGGUACGCACAGAUGAGGGCUACGUUGAAGAAGUUGCAGGAAGAACUCGUUGGAAGGGGACCCCCGCAGGGACAGCACGGUAGGGACUUCCGCGACAACGAUAGGGGUUUCCACGAGGGCGGCUACUCGCGAGAACAAUCUGGUGGCGGUGGUUACCGGGGUGGCUUUAGAGGCGGUCGUGGAGGCGGUAGCUACCGUGGUGGCAGAAGCGGAGGUGAUGGCGGAGGCGGAUGGGGUGGUCGCGGUGGUGGUGGUGGUGGAUACGGUGGUAGAGGCAGUGGUGGGGGAUGGAGGUCAUAGAUAGUAAAAGUAGAUGCAUACACCUUGCUCACUGGACGUUCCCCCCCCCAGAAUUGUAAUAUCCGAAUUUCCUUUCCCCGCUCUCUACGAUACGGCGCAUUAAGGAUGGGGUAUCUAUCUGUUUUACAACUUCUAUUUGAUCUGCAAAUUUUUUUCGUCUCAUAAUCAAAAAGCAACGA
Molecule: messenger RNA, 1437 nt
Organism: Tuber aestivum (summer truffle)
Lineage: Eukaryota; Fungi; Ascomycota; Pezizomycetes; Pezizales; Tuberaceae
Source: the annotation of a GenBank genome assembly